Loxodonta africana (African savanna elephant) is the source of this 1221-nucleotide messenger RNA. RefSeq names its product testis expressed 28 (gene TEX28). The record is from RefSeq and is a predicted model, not a curated record. NCBI's taxonomy places the organism in Eukaryota, Metazoa, Chordata, Mammalia, Proboscidea, Elephantidae. Gene Ontology annotation, cellular component: endomembrane system. The transcript has 4 exons. Bases 1 to 1221 code for a protein of 406 amino acids.
AUGUACCUGUCUCUGUACCAUGUGGCAGAACACCCGAAGAGCCAAAGCGCAACUCUCCCCUCCAGCGUUCCGUCAUGCAGGUCCCUGUCACCCAGUGAAGACGGCCCCAGCGGCCACUCCAGCCUCUCCGGUGGGGAGCUAGCUCGGAACCUGCAGGAAAGUGUCAGGCACCGCAUUCUCUACCUCUCAGAGCAGCUGCGGGUGGAGAAGGCCAGCCGGGAUAAGAACACUGUAGGCUACCUCAAGCUGGUGUUCAAAGCCGACCGGCACCAGGCGCCACACAUUCGGCAGGCCUUCGAGAAAGUGAACCAGCGUGUCUCAGCCACGAUCGCCCAGAUAGAGCGAAGGCUCCGCCAGUAUCACCAGCAGCUGCAGGAGCUGGAGGAGUGCUGCCGGGCGAAGGGCUUAGUGCUGAAGGCUGAAAGCAGCCUAGACAAUUGUGAGCAGCUGAGUGAGAGGGCUCCAUUUUUGGAGACCCCCAAGUCAGGCAGGAAAGACGGCCUGGCCAGCAACCUGUCCGAGGUUACCAGGCACUUCACUCUGGGCAAGUUCGCUGAGACGAAGCGAACAGUACAGCAGCAUGACCUGCUUGUGCAGAAGAUGAAGGAGGAGCUGACGGAGGUCAAGAAGCUGCAUCUCAGCCUCCAGGUGUCCUGUGAGGGCCUAAAGGAGAAGUAUCAGGCUGACCUGCAGCUGUUGCUGGAGGCCUUGCAGGAGAAGACAUGCAGACAAGAGUUGAUCGAAGAGCAGGUAAAUGACCACCUGCAGGGGUACCUGGAUGAGAUGUACUGCCUCAAACAGAAUCUAGCCUGCACUGAAGAGAAAUUGGCCUACCUGUCCUAUGAGAGAGCCAAGGAAAUAUGGGAAGUCAUGGAGACUUUCAAGAGCCGGAUAGCUAAGCUUGAAACUCUCCAGCAAGUGGCCCAAGUGGAGAUGGUGGAGAAGCUCAGAAGCCGUCCACAGGAGUUCCUGUUCAAGUUCAUUAGCAUACUCCUCACCUUGGCCACCAUCCUCUUGGCCUUCAUCUCCACCGUGUGUGCCUGCCCCUGGCUCCUUGUCAAGACGCGCCUGCGCACAUGCACCUCCCUUGUGCUGAUAGGACUGGGGAUGCUGGCCUGGCAGAAGCGGCAUGCCAUCCCCACCACCAGCUGGCAGGCCUGGGUCACCUCUAAGUGGAGACUCUAUGCCAAGGACCCCAAGCCUCUCUCAGAGGAAACAUAA